This is a messenger RNA of Heterobilharzia americana, 1086 nucleotides long. The record is from the annotation of a GenBank genome assembly. NCBI's taxonomy places the organism in Eukaryota, Metazoa, Platyhelminthes, Trematoda, Strigeidida, Schistosomatidae.
AUGAAGAGAUCGCUACCUUUCUCACGCUCUAAGAGGCUUAAAUCCAGGCGACCUAUAGUCUCUUGGGCUCUGAAGCAGAAACACAAAAAAUUCAGUCAGAAUCUUCCGCUGAACAGUUCAAACGCGCCACUUAAUUGUCCAUUAGUAGGAUGCUCUGGAAUCGGUCAUAUUAAUGGUAGAGAUACAGGGCAUAUAACUUUAUCUGGAUGUCCGUUGUAUCACAAUAUGAACUUUACGAAAUGGGCAGAAAUGCGUGCUCGGGAGGAGGGUCUUGUUGUUUCAGAAUCUCUAAAGCGAAGUUCCGAAUCAUCCCCAUCACCUUCUAAAGUCAAACACAGAAUUGAUCGCUCCCAUCAGUUUAAAACGACACAGCGGGAGCCCUUGCUUGAUGAUCUAGGUAGUCAAGUUGAAUUAUAUCAAUUUCGCCGUGCACAACAGAGAUUAGUUUCAACCCAUGAGAUGGAUGCUAGAGAACACUUACUGUUGUGUGCUCGAUUAGCUUCAAAUUCAGGAACUGCACCUAUUAAUGCAUUCGCAGAGAAUAUCGAAUUCGCUACGGAACAGCGCAUACGUUCCGUGAUAUUCGGAACAUGGGAUUUACAACCAUGGUGUCAGAGCAACUAUCCAGCCGAUUUGAGUUGUCUUCCUACUAUAUACGUCUGUGAAUUUUGCCUAAUGGGGAUGCGCCAUCAGACCGCAUACGAUCGACAUAAAAUGAAUUGUGGUCGAAUGUUUCCUCCAGGUAAUGAAGUGUACAGGAAAGAAAAUUUAUCAUUUUUGAAAUCGAUGGACAAAAACAUCGGGAAUAUUGUCGUAAUUUUGCAUGAUUUAGACCAAGUUCCAGCGUUUUUAUUUUACCUACUGACAGAAACAGACCAAGAUGGUUCACAUAUUAUUGGCUAUUUCUCAAAGCAAAAAGCUGAUGACCAGUGUGAUAAUUCAACCAACACUGUAUACAAUAAUCUUUCAUGUAUUCUCAUAUUACCACCUUACCAAUGUCGUGGUUUUGGCCGCAUGCUUAUCGAGAUGAGUUCCAGCAAAUACAUGAGUAUUUCAGUCAAGUUACUCCUAAGUGAUAUUCUUUAA